UUUCGUAAAAGACAAUCAUAGAGAAUCAGAACAAGAGACUAAUGAAAAUAGUAUGGAUAUGUUUUGCUUAGAGCAAGUAACCAAUGAAAAUGAUAUAGAUUCAGUUCACUUGCAAGAACCCAUUGACAAUACCACAGUUCCCGAAUCUCCCGAGAUCAAUGUUGAGCAGCUACAGCACGAGAUCCAAACGCGAAAAGAAUUUUUAGAUCAUUUAACGGCAGAAAAAUUAUCAGCAUGUCCAAGCGCUACUAAAUAA
Molecule: messenger RNA, 256 nt
Organism: Paraglomus brasilianum
Lineage: Eukaryota; Fungi; Glomeromycota; Glomeromycetes; Paraglomerales; Paraglomeraceae
Source: the annotation of a GenBank genome assembly